This is a messenger RNA of Coregonus clupeaformis (lake whitefish), 5708 nucleotides long. It is a transcript of the gene vegfba, whose product is annotated as vascular endothelial growth factor Ba. The record is from RefSeq and is a predicted model, not a curated record. The coding region runs from base 1537 to 2250 and encodes 237 amino acids. Gene Ontology annotation, cellular component: membrane. Gene Ontology annotation, molecular function: vascular endothelial growth factor receptor binding; growth factor activity; chemoattractant activity. Lineage: Eukaryota; Metazoa; Chordata; Actinopteri; Salmoniformes; Salmonidae. The transcript is spliced from 8 exons. Gene Ontology annotation, biological process: vascular endothelial growth factor signaling pathway; response to hypoxia; positive regulation of mast cell chemotaxis.
GAGUGUGUUAAUGAUUCCCUGGCCUAAUGUUGUUUCUCAAGCCCUUAGCUGAAACCACAGGAGAGAUAACAGAUCCUGGCAUACCCACAUCCCCCAUGUGGUGUAUGAGUGCCCCCUCAUAACCCAAACACACCACACUGACAGACUCUUCUGCAGAUGUAAAGACAAACUGAUGGAAGACAGUACUGUCUGUGCUGCUGACAGAGGUUUCGUAAGCCACUGUGAACUAAAGUAGUUGGGGGGGAAAAUGUGUUAUUCUUUUCAAGUAAAUGAUUAAUAUCAGUUCACUGGGGGUGAUCAGUUAUUGGUUGGAGUGUUUUGUGUGUUCUGUCAGUCUGUAAGAGAGAGAGUGAGCUUGGAGGUGGAUUUGGGUGAAUGAUAAAGGGAUCUUCAUGCAAUACAAUUGCCCCCUUGUAUUGUAUUCUUAUUAAAAAUGUAUAAUGUGGCUGAGAAAGUGGAGUGGUAAAUGAUUGACCUGCUGAAUGACGAAUUGAAGGGCGACGUUCAACUGUGUCCAUUGCGCGGGUGAGUCAGUGUCAUUUUGAAAAAGUUGGCAGUGCAACGGUUACACGGAAUUCGGAGUGCGUCGAGUGGUGUGUGCCUUUUUAAUUGUGAGCUGAAGGGCAAAGGAUAUGAAGAACCGAUAAUGACAAAUCAAGAAACGUUCUCAAGGACAUUUUCUCUUUGUGGACUGCUCUGGCACCAUGAACUUCAUUAUCUUAUUCUCAAAAGAGGACAUAUUGCUUAAAGGAUAAGUCGCGGCGGUACAAGCGUCUUCAACGAAUCGUCAUCUAGGUUAUUUCUCAGGGACACCGCUGUGUAUAGGCUACGCAGUGUCAUGAAAUGUGCGUGCGGCAACGUACCCUAUGUGAUUCAAGACAGUCGUGUUGGAUCUUAAAUAAGGGAAAUUUGACCUAUUUAAACGUUUCUUAAGACAAGGAUACAAUAUUGCAAAAUUUCUUCUCAGGACUAUAAAUGGACGUGUAGUCACGCCACCCCUGACGCUCACACACAGACCGUUUCAUGGGUUUCCGAUCAACAAUGGGCGAACCUAACCGGUUUACAUACCCAGACCUCUGGCUUUGGAAUAUUGGGGGCCAUCAUUCAAAGUUCACACAACUCUCAGUAAAAUAGAGCAAACCAAAUUGUAUUGAAUUGAAAGUGAACGACUGAGAUUUAUUAAAAUAGGCUAUUUGUCAAUAGGCAUCAUAUCUGUGCGCUUGAUUGCCAAGAAUGAUUAUUGAUGGCAAUAGAUUAUAAAUUGUUACAUUGUAGCUAAUUACAUUGUGUAAUUGUUCAUUAAUUAAUUAAGUCACAGUUCAAUCAUUGGAGUGUUAACCUACUCAUUUGCUAUAGACUCCGCUUCAUAAUUUAUCAUUUUUCACGUUCAUGCGUAACGGUAUGGGAAUGCCACCCGGGCUGUCAUUUCAUAUGAUCGAACAUAAGGACUACAGAUGGAAUAUUGAUUGAGGGGAGAGAAAAGCAAAUCACCAAUUAAUUGACCAACAUUUCCCAUGCCUUUUGGAGGACUGCACAAUGGGGAUUAUGCUUCAAGUUAUUCUAGGAAUGUUUCAGUUCCUCUUGCUCUCCAGAUUCCCCACGUCCCAUGCCAAGCUAGCCCACUGGAGACCUGCAGACACCACCCCAAAAUCCAGAGAAGUGCGUCGGUGGUUGGAGGUGUACUCUCGUAGUGUCUGUGAGCCCAGGGAUACCCUGGUGGAGGUGUGGCAGGAGUUGCCGGGAGAGACGCAUCACCUCUUCAUGCCCUCCUGUGUGUCGGUCCGCCGCUGUGGCGGAUGCUGCUCCGACGAGGCACUGGAGUGUGUGCCCUCACUCACACAAACUAUCACCAUGGAGCUAAUGAAGACCUCCUUUAUGAAGCAUGAGCUCAUCGAGCUGGACUUCGUUGAGCACAGCCAGUGUGAGUGCAGACUAAAAGAGGAUCUUCGAUCAGCCCCUACCAGGCCUGCAAAGCCUCUGAGGAAAAAGAAACGGGAGAGAGGAAAAUCCAAAAGAAAGAAAAGUGGAGCUAUCAAAACCACACCCUCCUCUCCCCCCACUAUCCCCUCUCCUCUCCCUACCACCCUGUCUUCCUUGCCAGGCCCUCGAUGUACCCCCUGUCCUGGGAGGAAGUGGACGCUCGAUUUGCAGUCUUGUCGGUGUCGCUGCAACGUGACCGCAAAGAGCUGCAGUCAGAAAGGGAGGAGACUCAACCAGCACCUCUGCAGAUGUGAGGCCAUAAGGCGGUGAUGCUCUCUUUCUACUCUCUCUCUUUGUCACUCCGCUGGUUCCAAUGUCACUCUCAGCCAUGCUUAGCGCAAUCCUGGGUACCUCUCUGUUAGGGGUGGGGUGGGGAAGCAUAUCCCUAAGUACUCCCUUCUGUGUCCCUCCUUGUCCUCCAGAAACUUCAAGGCAGUGCAGUAUUACAACGUAAAUAUAUGUAUAUAUACAUGUGCACCAACUGUGUCUAGAUCUGUAUCUGUGUAUGUGCAGUCAGUCUCAUCAUCCCACAGCUUCUUCAGGCACUUAGCUACCAUCGUCCAGUCAACAGGUUUAUAAACGCUCUCUCCUUCACAAGGGUAAAUGAUGGGACCAAAUGUAAAGCACAGUUUAAAUGUCCAAUAUCAUGAGGGCGAUGUGAGGCAGUGGGUGGCCAGGACGUUAGUUGUAGAACAGCCAGAAUUCAACACUCACACCUCCGCUUCUGUAUGAGACAUUGGGACUUUGGAACAUGAAGAGGAUUUAGAGACUGAUCAAAGAUCAGAUAUAACAGACACGUUCAUGUUGCGUUUUGUGGUCUUCCUCAUAGACACGGUGGGUCAGUGUUGCCCAUGAACUGCUGUUGGACUGUUUUUCAAAAAGACAAUGGCAACAGUGAGGAUGAUCCUGAUAUUGAUACACAUGUUAUAUUUUUUGUACAGGGAGACUCCGAUAGGAGAAUGAUUCCAGGGUCAAGUCAUUAAAGUGCAGUAAGGAUAUAGAAUAGUGAAUGGACACACACACACACAUGCACAAAAACACACACACACACACACACACACACACACACACACACACAUACACACACACACACACACACACACAUACAUCAGCUAUGUGUUGUGUGUAUGAAGCCAUCAGGCUGCACCCCCAUGGACCUAUAGCUAAGUGAGUUGAAUAGCUGGAUAGACUGUAUCUGUGUGGUCCACACAUUGAAUGGCACAGAUGGGUUACCCAGCCGCCGUUAGUCUCUCAUUCCCAGCGUAUGGUCACAGGCUGGAUCACUGUGGGGUUUUCUGUCAUUUGUUUGAUUUGGUUUUUGUCUCCAUCUCUCCACUCCGGAGUGAAAGAGCUGUUCACGCCGACGGGGCAGUGAGAGGAAUGACAAUGAUGAGGCCUGGCUAUGGUCCAAGGGUUCACACAAAACACACACACACACACACACACACACACACACACACACACACACACACUUCUAAAUAGAAAUGAAUGCAGGUAUCUAUAAGCUUUUCUUGUACAUGCAAUAUAAAGAGUGGAAAUAAGUAUACAUUUUUUAAAUCCAAAUGUUUUUUGUACUUCAUUUUAUUGUAUUUGUAUAAGUUGUUAUAUUUUGGCCUAAUUUUGUCCUGUUGACUUAAAAGAUGUUGUAUAUUGUGGAAUGUUUCUUUGUUUUGUUUUGUUUGUCCUUAAUCUGUCUACAUAAAGAGUCCCUCUGGGUGGCCGACUAAUACCGUUAUGUAGAUAUGAGGCGUCUAAACAUAUGGACAACUGUGUAGAAUUUAAACGGAGAGAGUUCUCAAUGGCCCAAAAAUCGGAUACAAUAUACAUUAUAAUGUGUAACAAAAAUAUUCACCAGGGAAAUGUUGUCUAGUAAAAAGAAAACAUUUAGUUAACAGCAUUAUAUGGUGUUUGUAUUGUUUUGUGGAGCUGAGAUAGGAUGGGUGUCUGGAACAUAACAGAUGUAUUUACUGAUAGAAUCAGUCACAUCUCCUACCCCCCCAUGACUGUAAGUCGCUUUGGAUAAAAGCGUCUGCUAAAUGGCAUAUUAUUAUUAUUAUUAUUAUAUAGCAUGUCACUGGUGAAACCUGAUUUGGUCCAUGACUGUGGUCCAUGACCGUGUCAGAAUCGAUCAGUAUUUGAACGACUUGUCCAUUAGCAUGGUAAGCAAGCUACAGAUACAGUUACGGGUCUAUUUACUUUGGGUAGCCAUCAAGCUGAAUCAGGGUGGUGGGCUUUCUGUCUGUGAGGGAUGCUUAGAGCUGUGUGGGGAAAGGAGACAGCUACAAUAGAAUAUUGGUUAGCAAGAACCCCAUUCAACACACACACACAAAAACAUCUCUUCUUUCUCAUUAUUGUUCAAGCUUGCAUACCUCUUAGCAGUUGUAGAACCCCCCUAAUGUAAAACAUAUUCAAAUUCCAGAACCUGAGUGUCACAUUCCAAGUGAUAUUCCACUGACAUUCCUAUUUAUAUUGUCCUUUUAACUCGGUCUGAAAAGUUUAUUUUCACUAAGCAAUAAUGGUCUCUGAUUCAGAGACUGGGAUGAGCAUACGAGUAUUUUAGCUGAAGUUGUAGCAGAUUCCUCUCCAAAAUAAUGAGAUCAAAACUCUUUCACAACGUAUCAAUGAUUCCCCUGAAGUCUGCCUGUUAACAGAUAUAGCUGAGGGAUUUGUGAGCUGUAUGUGAAAAGUGUGUUUGAAUUCAGGCUUUGAGGUUGGUCCUGUGAGGGCAGUCAGACCAGACACUGUACAGCUCUACUGUGUUUGUCUCUCCCCUGCCUAUACCUGGAAGAAUCUGUGAGCUCCUCUCCCCUUAACGGUGGCCUGUGAAUGCCAAAACAACCCCCCUGCGGUAUAGUUUGCAAAGCGUCAUUGUCAAGCUGUGUGUGGGUCCACAUGAAACUUGCCAUGACCCCACUCUCCAAGGGUGUCUCAGGGAAAGUUGGGAUAUGCAGAAAACACAUUUCCAAUUCACACAUGCAUAUAUUACACAAUUGUGUAUGUGUGAAAUAGGACAAAUAUAAGCAACACCACAUUAUCAUUAUUAUUAUUAUGAAACUUGCCAGUUACAGAAAGACACUUGGAGAAGGGACUAUAUGCUCCAUUCAUACAGUAAUAUACUACCCAUGUCCAUGCCAUAUCCAAUAUGAAUGUGCUGAUUGCUCCUCUUGUCUGCACGCACCUAGUCUGCCCUCAGCCACUGUGUUGUAGUUUGGCAAAGCGAGUCUAGCACAUGCCCUAUAUACUGUAGACUGUCCAGGUAGACCUAUUCUAGCCCCCACUGUCUUUUACUCAGCUAUAGUAGGCAGACCCUGACUAAAAGUACAUAAUAAUAAUAUCUUAUAAUGUCUUAUAACCAACCACCAUCUUGUGUAUGACGUAGAGCAUACUUUAGAAUGUCUUGUAAUUCAUUCCAGCUAUACUCCCAUGUUACAGACUCUACAAUUACAAAUGCAUUGUAAUGUGUAUAACACUGAUACUAUUAUUGCUGCUACACCAUUUAUGCCCUAUUUGAUGUAUGUGCGCAACUGUACCAUGCAGUUUUGUGUCACUGUAUAUUAUGACGAUUAAUCAAUUAAAUGUCUAUGUAAACAAACAAGCACACUGUACUACUGAGGAUGUUAAUACUACUAGGAAAUGUUAAAAACAAAACAACCAUGAUACAAUGUUCCAGAUAUUAUUAAAGGAAAUGUCUAAUUUUUGGUAAAAUGUUUUGUUAUUGGUAGUCUCUC